Molecule: messenger RNA, 1349 nt
Organism: Prunus mume (Japanese apricot)
Lineage: Eukaryota; Viridiplantae; Streptophyta; Magnoliopsida; Rosales; Rosaceae
Source: RefSeq, a predicted model, not a curated record
AUUGUUUGACGCACACGAACAGUUAAUUCGGUUGGCUAUUUUAUUGCUUUCCAUGCCCAUCACCAGCUUCAAAAGUGAGUCAUUGGACUUUCUGCAAAAAAUGAAAAAGCACCAUUGUUUUCCUAACCUUGUUUUGUUAUGAUCCAUACUUUAAAUUCUGACCUAUUUUCGUUAUGAUUUUCUUCAGGAUGACAUUCACACUGCGUAAGAAAGAAAUAUUAAUAAACAUUCUAGUAAGACUACCUGCAAAAUCCCUCGUUCGGUUUCUGUGUACAUGCAAAUCAUGGAGUGAUUUGAUUGGUAGCUCAAGUUUUGUUAGCACACACCUUAAUAGGAAUGUCACAAAACGUGCCCAUGUCUAUCCACUUUGCCUCCACCACCCAAAUUUUGAUUGUCAAAACGGCGAUGAUGAUCCAUUUGUUAAAGAAGAACUUCAAUGGUCACUUUUUUCCACUGAAACAUUUGAGCAGUUCUCCAAGUUAAGCCAUCCCUUGGGGAGCACAAAACAUUAUGUGAUAUAUGGCUCAAGCAAUGGUUUAGUUUGCAUUUCGGAUGAGAUAUUAAAUUUCGAUAGUCCUAUACACAUAUGGAACCCAUUGGUUAGGAAACUUAGGACCCUUCCAGUAAGCACCAACAUCAUAAAAUUUGGCUAUGUUGCUCUUCAAUUCGGGUUCCACCCAGGUGUUAAUGACUACAAGGCUGUAAGGAUGAUGCGUACCAACAAAAAUGCCUUGGCGGUUGAGGUUUAUAGUCUCAGAACAGACUCUUGGAAGAUGAUUGAAACAAUUCCACCUUGGUUAAAGUGCAGUUGGCAGCAUCAUAAGGGUACAUUUUUUAAUGGAGUAGCACACAACAUCAUUGAGAAAGGUCCUAUUUUCAGCAUUAUGUCAUUCGAUUCAGGCAGCGAAGAAUUUGAAGAAUUCUUAGCACCAGAUGCCAUUUGCAAUUCAUGGUGGUUAAGCAUCGCCGUUUUCAAGGAACAAAUUUGCUUGCUUUAUGGAUUUUAUGGUUGUGACGAGGAGGGCAUGGACAAAAUUGACUUAUGGGUUCUCCAAGAAAAACGGUGGAAACAACUGUGUCCUUUUAUUUAUCCUUUGGGUAAUUGUUAUCGUAUAAUCGGGAUUAGUAUAGAUAAUGAACUCUUAAUGGCAAGAAGAGAUUUCGGUAACGGCGUAGCAGAUCUGUAUUUGGGCAAAUACGAAUCCAAGCAAGUUCUUGAAACAGGAAUUAAGUUGGCCGUCAUGAGAUAUGGCGAAAUCGAAUUCUUGUUCGCAAUUACUUACAUAGAAAGUUUGGUUUUACUCAAUAAUUAUUAAGAAAUAUUAAGUUUCCUUUUUUUCCUAUUUCUU